Paramecium sonneborni is the source of this 521-nucleotide messenger RNA. The record is from the annotation of a GenBank genome assembly. Lineage: Eukaryota; Ciliophora; Oligohymenophorea; Peniculida; Parameciidae.
AUGAAAAACAAAUUGUGGAGCCCUUAUACAAAUGAUGUGAAGAUAGGAAUGUAAUUGAUAAAGUCAGAAUUUUUGAGGAAAGGAAAGUCACGUUAUUUAGUAGGAACAGAUAAUCUGCUCAUAAUAUUUGAGGUUUGUUGUGAGAGAUUAACAAAAAGGACCCGCAUGAUAAAAAACCAUUGAAAUAUACGAGAAUAAAUUUUGAUCUAAAAUUUGAGAUAGUUCGAACAGCACCUAAAAUGAGGCCAGGAUUUCCAGUAGUGAAAGUUUAUAAUGAUGGUCGUCCAGAUUAAGUGAAGAGUGAAAAUAUAGAGAAAUUGGGUGAUCCAAUAAAAUUAUAUUUGUUUAUAAAUGAAUAACACAAAUAUGAAUUGGUAGCACAUUAAUUGAUUAUUAUAUAAUGGAGAUAGUUUUUGGGUAAAAGAAUAAAUUAGUAUGGGUUCCAUCACUUAUUCAAGGUGUAUAAGAAGAUAGGGAAAGGAAGUUUUGCAUCUGUUUAUUUAGCAGAAAGNGUUUAUUGA